GCAAACACGACAUAGACAUAGCGGACCACGUUAUAAGGGCAGGUCCCACACAUAAUUUGGUUGGCACAAUCUUUUCCCAAAGUUUCAUACUCAAAUUUCAAUUCUACUCAACUCAUACUUGCAUUGCAACUUGCUUUUGUUCUUGUUCCUACCAUUACUAUCUUUCUAUCCAACAACGCUCCAACUUGACCCUCUUGUUAUUUUCUCAUAUAUCCCUUAUUGUUGUCCUUCACUUGGGUCCAGAAUCUAAGUACACACACUUUCUAAAUUCUCUUGUUUUUUCAAUGAAGAAGCUCUGUCCCAAUCUUGACCGUGAGGAUGGGCUUGAAACGGUGCUUGAGGUUCCUAUCCCUGAGGAGAUUCUCAUCCACAAAAGUGGAACCAUUAGAGCUUGGCAGAAUAUGAAGUUGUGGAUGAAUCCACACGCUGCUGAAUCUAGAUCAUCCAUGACAACAGUUUUAGGAGGAAGGAACACAGAGAUUCAGCUCUUACUUGGUGUUGUAGGAGCGCCAUUAAUUCCUUCACCUAUCAACCCUGACAACCAACCCAUCACACGCAGCAUUAAAGACCAACACAUUGAGGUUUCAAUGGCGAAAUAUAUACUGAAACAGUAUGUGGCAGCGGUGGGAGGAGAACGGGCUUUGAAUUCCAUUGAAAGCAUGUAUGCGAUGGGGCAGGUGAAGAUGGUGACUUCAGAGUUUUCAGGAGCAGGGGAAGGUGGGGUGAAGAGUAGUAAUAAAAAGAUGAUGAAGGUGAAGAAUUUGCAGACCAAAGGAGAGGUUGGGGGUUUUGUUGUGUGGCAGAAGAGGCCAGAGUUAUGGUGCUUAGAGCUUGUGGUUUCUGGGUACAAGAUCAGUGCUGGAAGUGAUGGCAAAGUGGCUUGGAGACAAACACCAUGGCAUCAUUCUCAUGCUUCUCGUGGGCCACCAAGACCUCUUAGGCGUUUCUUACAGGGUCUUGAUCCAAGGUCCACAGCUAAUCUAUUCAGCAGCUCAACCUGCAUAGGAGAGAAAACAGUGAACAAGGAAGACUGUUUCAUCCUAAAACUCGAAGCAGAGCCAUCAUCACUGCGGGCAAGAAGCAACAGCAACGUCGAGAUCGUUCGCCACACGGUGUGGGGCUAUUUCAGCCAGAGAACAGGUCUAUUGAUUCAGCUAGAAGACUCCCACUUGCUCAAACUCAAGUCCUCCGAGACUGAUUCUAUAUACUGGGAAACCAACAUGGAAUCCUUAAUACAAGACUACAGAACCGUGGAUGGCAUUCAGGUAGCCCAUUCUGGGAAGACGAGGGUGUCGUUGUUCCGGUUCGGUGAGGGCCCUGAGACGCAUUCGAGGACGCGAAUGGAAGAGGUUUGGGAAAUUGAGGAAGUCGAUUUUAAUGUUAAAGGGUUGUCUAUUGAUUGUUUCUUGCCUCCGAGUGAUUUGAAGAGGGAGCAAGAGAAAGAAGGGUGUGAUAAUGGGGUGGUGGUUGAAACCAAUAAUGCUAAGUUACCUUACAAGAUUCGUUCUGCUUCUUUUAGGAUUAGUGCUUCCAAAGUUGCAGCAGUGAACUUGGAUGAUUCAGGUACUAGUGAGAGUGAUGAAGAUUUGUAAAAUAAAACUUUGGGCUGCAUCAUUUUUGUAAAUACACCAUCAGGUUUGUAGUUGAGCUAUAAUAUUAACAUGAUUCCUAGCUGCAAAGUACAAGACAGAACAACUUUCAGUACUCAAUGGAUACUUUUUUUGGUCAUAA
Molecule: messenger RNA, 1731 nt
Organism: Lotus japonicus
Lineage: Eukaryota; Viridiplantae; Streptophyta; Magnoliopsida; Fabales; Fabaceae
Exons: 3
Coding region: 285-1592 (435 amino acids)
Source: RefSeq, a predicted model, not a curated record